Messenger RNA from Python bivittatus (Burmese python), 4295 nucleotides. NCBI's taxonomy places the organism in Eukaryota, Metazoa, Chordata, Lepidosauria, Squamata, Pythonidae. The record is from RefSeq and is a predicted model, not a curated record.
AAACUUCUUUCUCUCCUUGGAAGAGGAGGAGCGAUUCGGGAAGGGGUAAGGUCUCUGUCGGUUUCUCUCCUGCCCCGCUCGGAUCUGGCACGUGCGUGUUUCGGUUUCUCUGGUUUUGGCGAGGGUGGCGGGCAUUCCCCCCAAGUGACUCCCCUUUCUUUGUUGCUGGGCUGGAGAGCAGCAGGACAGGCCCCCCAGUUUCUCAGACUCCUCGGCCGAGGAGAGGUCCCCCACGGCUGAGCCUGAUUCCCGCGGAGGCGUAAUUUGGUCAUGGGAAAAAGUGCCACGUCUCUUUCCGCUGGCCGGCAACCCUAGGAAGAAGAUGCAGUUUUGUUCCUCGGCAGGCGCGCUCGGGAGUGAAGGGUCCGUGGUAGUCUUUUUGGCUAAAAGGAGGGGGUCUCCUCCAGCAUCCCCACCCCAACGUGCAGGUUCUCGGUCUCAACUCUGAGGCCACGGGGAUGAGACGCGCCUGGAAGACAGUCAACUUUUCCCCCUUCCUCCUCGUUUCCAUCGUGGGAGCAGAUCCAUCCAUCAUUCCGGCCCUUUCGGAACCCCAGGCCGUUGUCUGAUAGAGUGAGCCUGCCCUUGGAGGUUCUGCGGAAGAUGCUUCCAAAGCAGAGCCCGCUUGGCAGGGCUUAAACCUUCCCUUUGGGGGGCUUUUUGCUCUGCGCCUCCGUCCCGGAAGCAAACUUCCAGCGCAUUUGAGCCGUGGUUAUUUGGUUCAGGUUUGGAGGGGGAGGCCGAGCGGUGCCCUGAGCAGAAGAGGGCUGGCCUCGGCCCCCUUUGGCUGGUUAGCAAGAGCACCCCCGAAAUGGGACACUCCCACUUUUUACCACCCUGGAAAUGCGUCCUGUCUGGAACGGGGUGGUCUGCAGAGGGAAGAAAAGCCACAACUGUUGAGCACAAUUUUUCGGAGGCUGCCAAAUCGUGGUUUCCAAGUAGAGUCGUGUCCUCUGGGGUUUUUUUUGAGGGGGGGAUUCCAGCCCCCGAAAGCCUACCUUUACCGUCCUCCUUUGCCUGCUCCCAUCUGCUUAACCUUGAAUCCAGGAUAGCAACAGUCCAUCGCCUGCAGAUCAGCUUCGGGGUGGUGGUGGUGGAAGUGGCCGUGAAAUUCCCUUUUAGAUCAAAGUGCCCCAGCACGCCCCCCCCCAAAAAGCCCCUAGUCUCAGAGGCUUUUUGCAAGCUUCCAAACUGCUCCUGCUUUGCUCGGCUGGUCUUUGAAGAUAGACUGCCUUGGAACAUGCAGGGUCCACAAUUCUCUCCCAGAGAACAGGCCCCAUUUGGCUCCUUCACCACCGGUGGGUCUCUGGUAAAGAUGCCUCUGGCAGGGACCCGUGCCACGCUUCCAGGAAUGGCAUCAGAGCAGGGUCUGGGGUGGGCUGGAUUAGGCUUGGGUUCAGCCCCCUUCACCACUCUGGCCCUGAGACCUCUAACCCUGGUCAGUUCAGUCUUUUGCACCCCCCCAGCCAGGCUGCUCUGAAAGGGUCCUGGGUGCCACCUUUAACUGCGUGCCCCAAUUGUACCCAGGCCCCUUCUAGAGAGAGAGGCUGAGGGAAGGGUCUCUAAACCUGCAGGAAGAAAUCUUUUCCACCUUAGGAAGGGAAGCUGGAACAAUAAUCUAUUUGACAGCCAGAACUCCCAGUUGGGAGCUGUAAAGCCGUUCCAUUUUUGGGGGGAUCCAACAUUUGAGGGGGAUCCAGUCGAUUUGUAGGGACUAUAAAAUCUUCCCAAAAUUUUGGGGAUCGAACUUUCCAACCCGGGGAGGGGGGUCAAGUCGGUCUCCUUCGGAUAAGACGUGUUGGGAGUUCCUCUUGACCCAGCUGGCUGGGGAGGAUGGGACUUGGGGGCUCACCUGCCUGGAGGGGACCCAAGCGGGCAAGGCUGAUGCAGGGGAAGGGGUCACACUUCUCUAAAGGGAUUUUCUGGAGUUUCCCGCAAUCUGCACGGAGAAUAAAAUUGUCCUUUUUAUACGGCUGGAGCGUGAUCGAAGGUGGGGGAGUCUUUGGAUUGGGCUUGGUUCAGGGCUGGGCGUGAGCUGAGUGUGCAAGGCCUGCUGUGAAGGAAAGGGGGCACAAGCACAGCUGAAGGGGACCCUCGCAUCUCUCUCUCCCCAUAACUCCAGCCCCUUUGCAGCAGCCGCCCCACGUCCCUAAUUCCUUCUUUGUCACCAAACUGCAGGUUUGGCUCCCGCGAAGAACAGAUCUCUGGUGCUCACCCUGCCCGUGAUGGAGUACACGGUUAUGAACAAGCUGAUCUGCGGGAAGAAGAUGCGGGUGGAAGGCGGCCAGCUGGGGGGCGACGAAUGGACGCGGCACGGCAGUUUCGUGAACAAGCCCACCCGGGGCUGGCUGCACCGCGACGACAAGGUGAUGGGUUCCGGAGUCUCCUACCUCGUCCGGUAUAUGGGUUGUGUGGAAGUGCUACAAUCAAUGCGGGCCCUCGAUUUCAGCACCAGGACCCAAGUCACGAGGGAGGCUAUCGGCCUGGUGUGUGAAGCCGUGCCCAGUACCAAGGGAGCUGUGCGCAGGAGGAAGCCCUGCGGCCGUGCGCUCAACUCGAUCCUCGGCAAGACCAACCUGAAGUUUGCCGCGAUGCCAAUCACCCUCACCAUCUCGACCAGCAGCCUUAACCUCAUGGCAUCUGAUUGUAAGCAGAUCAUUGCCAACCACCAUAUGCAGUCGAUUUCCUUUGCCUCCGGAGGCGAUCCGGACACAGCAGAGUACGUCGCCUACGUUGCCAAAGACCCCGUGAAUCACAGAGCUUGCCACAUCUUGGAGUGCCCCGAGGGGCUGUCCCAAGACGUCAUCAGCACCAUCGGGCAGGCCUUCGAGUUGCGCUUCAAGCAAUACCUGAAGAACCCGCCCAAGCUCGUCACGCCUCACGACAGGAUGGCCGGAUUCGACAGCUCCGCUUGGGACGAAGAGGACGAUCCGCCGCCCGACCAUCAGUACUACAACGACUUCCCGGGAAAGGAGCCGCCCUUAGGGGGGGUGGUCGACCUGCGCUUGCGGGAUGGGGCUGCGGCGGCCCAAACCCCCAACAAUUUGGGAGCCACCUUGCCUGUUGGACAAGUGGCAGCCGGGGACUACGAAUCCAAGAAGCCACAUUCGGUCGCGCAAGGCAGGGAUAGGUGCUCUCCUGGCCGCACAGAGGUCUUCGUUGACCCCUCCUACGUUAACGUGCAAAAUAUGGAGAAAAUGCAGCCGGGCGUCCCGGGCGUGACCUCCAACGGCAGCGUGCAGAGGGACCUCUUUGACAUGAAGCCUUUCGAGGACGCCUUGCGGGCACCGCCGGCUCCUGUUCCGCCCUCCCACCCGCCAGCUACCAUGGAGGAGCAGCUCCGCCGGGAACCAUGGUAUCACGGUCAGAUGAGCCGCAAGGAGUCGGAGAAGCUGCUGCAAGCCAACGGGGACUUCCUGGUGCGCGAAAGUACCACCACCCCGGGCCAGUAUGUGCUCACCGGCCUGCAGGGGGGGCAGCCAAAACAUCUGCUUCUCGUCGAUCCAGAAGGAGUGGUCCGGACGAAGGACCACCGCUUUGAGAGUGUCAGCCACCUGAUCAGCCACCACAUGGACAAUCGGCUGCCGAUCAUCUCGGCCGGCAGCGAGCUGUGCCUACAGCAGCCCGUCGAGCGGAGGCAGUGAGCGGGAACAGGCUGGGGGCCGCGCCGCGACGCCACGCGACUCCCGAAUGCCCCCUUUCUCUCCAGCUGCGGGGGCUUCUCCGACAGCUCCCGGGAGCGCGCCGCCCCCUCGGCCGAAGCGUCCGGCUCUCCCGAGGUGAGCUCCCACGCCACCACGCACUCGCCUCUCGCCACGUCUCAGCUUUCCCUCCUCGCUGCAACGGGCCGGCCAAGACGCUAGUCCUCAGUGAGGGCGCUCCAGCCUUAGAUUUGCCGGCUGCGCUGGAUUUGGGUCGGGGGGGGGAUCAAGUCGCCCCCCCCCCCCGCCACUGGCCAUGUUUCGGAAGAGCCGGGCGGUCUUUCGCGGGCCACGCGGUGCCUUGUGGAAUCCUCUCCGGAGGCAACUGAUGCCAAAGUCCCUGUCUGGGUUUGUUUUGUGGGAGAUGGGGGGAGGAAGCCGUGACCUCCCCCUUCCUUAAAGCACAAAAAGGAAAAAGGGGGGGAGCGACUCCCUCGGGUCUCCACGUCAGACCCGCCCCUCCCUGCACACAGACCCCUCUUGUUCACUUUAUAUACGUUCUGUGUGUGCCUUGAUCCUUUUACAGGUCGGAUUUUAUGCAAAAUUCCUCUUGCUCCGGCAGUUCUCGGCACUGCCUGGUGGAUUUUCUUUGGG